Cylindrotheca closterium is the source of this 4596-nucleotide messenger RNA. NCBI's taxonomy places the organism in Eukaryota, Bacillariophyta, Bacillariophyceae, Bacillariales, Bacillariaceae. The record is from the annotation of a GenBank genome assembly.
AUGUACGGAUUGGCCUUUGAAGCUCUUGAAGCCUGGGUGCUUGAUGAACAUGGUGUCGACACUUGGCAUGCUACUAAAAAGAAAGCUCGAUGCAAUGCAGAAGACAAAGGAUUUGUAUCCCGGACUUCCUAUGAAUACAAGCUGUUUGUGCGGCUUUUAAAAUCACUCUCCUUGUACCUCGAGAAGCCAGCCGAUAAAAUCCUCAGAAAUUUUGGCAACUACAUUGUCGGCUACCUCUUUGCCAGUGAAUACGGUUCAAUUUUGAGGAGUCAAGGGUCGACAAUGCAACAAUGGCUGGCAAAUAUCAACACUUCUAUAGACCACUUCCAGCGAAGUUUUCCGAAAGAAAAAGACCAGAGCAGCAGUCCCGUUUUCUGGUGUGAAGAACGCAAGGAAGAAGAGGGUUCAAUAUUACUCCAUCACUACAACCCACGAGGCAAUGCUUUUGUCCCAUUCGUGGUCGGGUUUUUGGAAGAGUUGGCGACUUUUCACUUUGAUAUUGACAUCAAGAUGGAACUGCUAAACCUUCAGAACAGCGGUGAUGCCAAAUAUUCCACUUGGAUGAUCAAGGCUGCUGAUCCAACGCAUAAUUGGAAGAUCACGCCCAGUGUACCAAAAGAAACGAGCAACAUGGAUAGGCUAUUAGGCUUGACCGACAACGAUCUUCCCGUCGUGGGGUGCCCAUUCGUCGAAAAUGACGGAAACCACGCUGUGACAACUCGCCCUACAACCGAACCUAGAUCAAAUAUCGGAAGCAAUGAAGCACUCACAGUAAACAGACUUAGGCAGGUCUUUCCUUUUCACGUGGUGGUGGAUCGAGACUUUACCGUUGUUCAAGUUGGAUCCAAGCUGCCAGUUGUUUUAAAGACAAGUCCUUCAGAACUUUGCGGCACGCACAUUAGAGAACUUUUUGAAGUAUUGCGACCAAAAAUGGCAUUUGGUUGGGACUGGAAUGUUUUGGAUAAGUUAUGGGAUCAAACCUUCCUCAUGAAGCCAAUUACCGAUGGGUUACAAUCAGUGCACGAGGACACAGAUAUACUCUUCAAUUCAUCUUUGCUGACUCUGUCAACGCAACUCGUCAUGUUCUCCUUGCGACCCAAUAUGAGGGAGAUUGAUAAUCUAAAACGAAGGGGAUUGACACUUUCAGACAUGUCGAAUGUUACAUCCGAACGAGAUGCUGUGUUCUUGGGAGAAUAUGUAUCGAGGGAGGCGGGGAAAACACUCGCACUAGAGAGGUUAAGCAGAGACCUUAGAGCAGAACAGAAACUGUCGGAAACACUACUGUAUAACUUGCUUCCCAAAAACGUUGCCAGAGACCUUCGAAAUGGGAAGACGGUGGAACCGAGGUACUACGAACAUGUCACGCUUUUCUUCUCUGAUGUAGAAGGCUUUACGUCGCUCUGUGAUCAAAUUCAACCUUGGGAUGUCAUUGAUAUGAUGAACCAGCUCUAUUCUGUCAUGGAUUUCCUUGCCAAGCACUUCAAAUUGUAUAAAGUUGAAACAGUCGGUGAUGCAUAUGUCUGUGCGUCUGGACUGCCGGAAGAGGACGAAUCUCAUGGGGAAAGAAUUGCCAACUUCGCGUUGGCUGUCUUGGAAUGCACCAAACAUGUCAAGUCACCGCUGACAGGAGAAGCAGUCAAACUUAGAAUUGGUAUCCACACAGGAAGUUGUACGGCUGGAGUUGUCGGAACAUUGACGCCUCACUACUGUCUCUUUGGAGAUAUGGUGAAUUUCACAGCUCGACAUGAAACAAGCGGUACGCCAGGCAGAAUUCAUUGUUCCAAUGAUCUGCAUGAACUCUUGAAGUCGCGGUCGCCGGCUGGUGCACAACAGUAUCGCUUCAAACCACGAGGACUGGUCGACAUGAAGGGGAAAGGAGAAUAUCUUACUCAUUGGCUUGAGCGUGGUACAGAGAAUAACUAUGCUGCAAAUCCCGGUUCCUUGCUGACACUCUCCAACAAAGUAAGGAAAAGAAUAUCGUCCAAAAAGUGGAAGAUGAGGAAAUACUUCCAAAAACAGCAGCCACAAAAAAGCAGCAGAUCGCUUGAUUUAUCCAUUCACUCUGGUGAUCCUUCGUGCAUGAGUAGUGUGGCGAGUGAAGGGACAAAUUCCAUCACACUGAAUAGUCGGACUAGUUUCAAUGACAAUGAUAAUCAAGAGCAAAAGGGGGCUGAAAUACAGCACGAAAACAUCCUGAAUUAUUCCGAGGAGCUGCCAAAGGAUGCCCAAGAAUGGAGAGAGCUCCACUUUGAUAUCUUCCUCCCAGAAGAUGAUUUGGUCUCUGAGAUUUUUGGUAUACUUUUUUCGAAACUGAACAAAUGCAUCGAAAAGGGCGGGAGACGACUCAAGAUUAUCAAGGAUCAGCUUAGGUCAUAUGUACAAGCCAUUGUCGACCUCUACAACAGUGACAGCGUUUACCACAGCUUGCGCUACGCCGCUGAAGCAAUGAACCGGGCGGCAUUUUUGAUGGACCGCCGAUCGGAAGUCGAGAAGAAGGAUCCAUGGGAUGUUUUUAUGAUGGUAUUCGCCAUCUUUGUGCGUGACAUCCACCACUUAGAUAUUUCAGAUGACCAAUUGGAGCAUGAACGCCACUAUCUCGUCUCACAUUACAGAGGCAAAGGUGCCUAUCAGCAAAGGAGGUCUUUGGAUGCGGCACUUGAAAUUCUUGAGGACGACUUUCAGCAGCUCUACGACGAAAUCUUUCUAGGAUGCCCAACUUUCCGCCGAGGAGUGAAGAAGUUGGCUGUGGCUUCCGCAGAGAUUGAAAGCGAAAGCAGGCUCAAGGGAAUGCUAUCAAGAUUUGAUUCCCAUCAAGACAAACCAAGUGCUCGAGUCCGAACAGUUCAACAUGAAAGUGACGACGUUCUAGCGAUGUUUCUUGCACUUGCUACGAUGGGCCACUACUGCCAAUCUCAUGAUUUGUUCCUGCAUUGGAAUCAAUUGCAACUGAUGUCGCAGCUACAUUGCUUCGAAAAUGAUAAACGAUCAACAGAUCCUUGCAAAAGCUGGCACAAGGAACAAACCUUGAUCUUCAAAAAUACCAUCGAACCGAUAGUCGCCCGUGUUGAGAAGCUUCUACCACAAAAUUCCUGGCUUCGAUUUGGUUUCACGAAUAAUUUGUCUUUGUGGGAGAGAGACGGAAGAGAGUGGGUCUCGUCCAGUUUGAUUCCUGAAGCCAGGGUCACUGCAGCUCCGUGGGCACACAAUUCUGACAUGAUAUCUUCAAAUCUGUCGAUUUUGGAGACUCUUUUGGCCGAAAUUGCUGCCAGUCGUGGAGAAGAUGGCACUGUAGGGGAAGUUGAUUGGGAGAGCCUGAAGAAAACUCGCACUCCGUACGAAGAGAUGCGUCUAUCACUUGACGUCGGCAGAGUCGACAAUCGAGUGAGAAUCGACCCAUUAAAUCAUGAUGACCUUCCUGCUAGGGUUCAAGAAGAGCUGCGGGACUUUAUGCUGGCGAUUUCAAAUGGUCAUGGUCGAAAUGAAUUCCAUAACUUCCACCAUGCAAGCCAUGCUGCCCACAUUGCUGAUCUACUCCUCCAAAGUCUGGAGACAGAGUCGGAUGAAAAUCGAAAGAUUACGUUCGAUCCACUUGUUCGGUUUGCAGUUGUGCUAUCCGCAUUAGUUCAUGAUGUUGGACACACUGGCGUGCCAAACAGUCGUCUUAAAGUGGAAAAUCCCGAACUCGCAGCCAAGUAUAGCAACAAAAGCAUUGCCGAACAGAAUGCCAUUGAUAUGACCUGGAGAAUUUUCAUGUCCGACGAUUUCCAGAAUCUUCGAGAGUUCAUGUUUGGAUCUUCUGUCGCAGAUUGCAAGAAGCUUCGCGACUUGAUGGUCAACGGAAUAUUGGCCACUGACCUUGAGAAUCCCGUUCUGAAAGCACUGCGAAAGAGGCGUUGGUUUAAGGCUUCGACUUGCAAGUUUACAAAAGCGACACUGAUUAUGGAGCACAUCCUUCAAAUCUCCACUGUGAGUCAUUCUAUUCAGGUAUGGGAAAUCUUUUUGGAAUGGAAUGAAAAGCAGUUUUGGGAAUCCUAUCUUGCCUUUUUGGAGGAACGUUCCAAAAAGGACCCUUCCGAAACCUGGUACGAAGAUCAGCUCAAGUUCUUCGAUGAUUUCGUUCUCCCAUUGACAGAAACUGGAACCGAAACUGGAGUCUGGGAUAUUCUUGGUGAUCAGCUAUUCCAGCAAGCAACUAGGAAUCGCCUGAAGUGGGAACUUGAAGGCAGAAGCAUCUGCGACUCUUUAAUUCAGAAAACCAAAGCCCGUUUCUCAAAGCCAUCCGACGCAACGGCAAGCACAGCUGCAGAGAGCAUCCUGACAUCAACCAUCGUGGAACAGAUCGAGUCGCUUUCGAAAGUUAUCAAGCGAUAUGAGCGGAAGGCAGAAACUGCUUGCGGAAAUCUGAUCACUGUAGCUUACAAUGAUCAUUCCAGCCAGGCAACCAAAGGGCUUCGUACCAAAUCGUGGUCCGAAAUUCAUCAGCAUUUCAAACAACAAGGCUGGUACCGAGUGCACUCAAAAACAACGGAUGACGAUGAUGACAGGCCUGAGAUGUAUUCCAGACCGGUAAAGGAUGGUACUGUCGUUGAUUGCUAA